Molecule: messenger RNA, 212 nt
Organism: Closterium sp. Naga37s-1
Lineage: Eukaryota; Viridiplantae; Streptophyta; Zygnematophyceae; Desmidiales; Closteriaceae
Source: the annotation of a GenBank genome assembly
AGGUUCAAUCACGGUGAGGCAAUCACCCAGGUGGAGCUCCUGCUGCAUCCCCCCAACAGCUCUCCGACAGCCCCACUUGCUCUGUCACACCCUUUCCCCCCAUCUCCCUGGCCAGUACACCGUAGGGGGGGCUGCCUGUUGGAGCAGCGGUGACACUCCGAACACUCCUCGUGGAGCGAAGAGCUGUUCAGUUCCCUGUGUGAUUCGUCAAG